CAAUCACAGCCGUCUCAUAAUUUUCCCCCACUGGAACGGCUGACGGGGUAAAGCGGGAAAAGAAAAGCGAAUAUACACGCAUAUGUGUAUAUACGUACGUUUACGACCACUCUACGGAAGCUGCCUAGUGAAGAAGGUAGUGAACAACUUGUUUUGGAAGGUGACAGAAAUCACAUGCAUAUAUAACUCAUGCUUUCUGGUCUCUCUUUCACGAACGACUAAUCCUGCUUGAUAUUCCAACACAUUUCCCUCUCGCUACGUCUCAGUCAGAAAAUCAGUUUCUGAAGGUACUUUCGGUUUUGGCUGGAAAUUGCCUCUCAAGAUAUAGCGAGUCAUUGGACUAGAAUGGGCGAAGAAGGAACAGCAAAGGAUACGGUGGUAACUCAAAUUAGCAUUGGUGGAUUCGGCAAUGAUGUAACAGCUAAAGAUCUUAUGGAGUACUUGGAAGGUGCCAUUGGAGGUGUUUGGCGUUGUAGAUUGAAGACCUCUUCGACUCCUGCCGAGUCCUAUCCAAAUUUUGAUGUCAUUGACGAUGAAGACAUCCAAAGGACAAAGGAGUACAAGAAGGUGGAGCCGCAUGCCUUUGUGCAUUUUGCGACUCCUGGAUGUGUGACUGAGGCUGUGGAUGCUGCAGGGAGUUGUAAGCUUUUCUGGAAGGGCAAGCCACUGAAGGUUAGUCUGGGUCCUGAAAGCCCUUUCCGGCUGAAUCAGCGAAGGAAGAAUAUAAUUCCUUUUAAGUUAUCGAAUGUAAUUGUGGAAAUCGGGACUCUUGUCAGCCGCGACGUGUUCUAUGUUGGAUGGAGAGGACCAUCUUCUGGAGUUGAUUUUGUGGUGGAUCCAUUUGAUGGGAUAUGCAAAUUUUGUUUCACAAGGGAUACUGCUUUCUCUUUCAAGAGUUCUUCCGCGAUUGCAGUGAUGAAAUGUGAUUUUAAGGUGGAGUUCUUGGUAAGGAAUAUCAAUGUGGCUAAACAAUAUUCAGACAUGUCGCAUCUAGUUGUUCUGUUGCAGCUGGCGUCUUCUCCUCAUAUUUGGUAUAGAACUGCCGAUGAUGAUAUUGAAGUAUCUGUUCCAUUUGAUAUGUUAGAUGAUGAUGAUCCUUGGAUCCGAACCACAGAUUUGACAUCUAGUGGGGCCAUUGGUAGAUGUAAUUGUUACAGAGUUUCAAUCCCACCACGCCAUGGUGCAAAGUUGAAGAGGGCCAUGGAUUAUCUCAGGCAGCGAAGGGUGCAGGAGGAAUCCCUUAGACGACCGUUGAAGAUCCUGAAUGAACCUGAUUUUGGGCUAUCCAUGUCAGAUCAUUUCUUUUGUCUUCAUUACAAGGAAGGGAUAUCCUUUGAGAUAAUGUUCAUGGUGAAUGCUGUCAUGCACAAAGGCAUCUUCAACCAAUACCAGUUAUCAGAUGAUUUUUUUGAUUUAAUAAGAAAUCAGUCUGGGGAGGUUAAUGUGGCCGCUCUGAAGCAUGUAUACAAUUACAGACACCCAGUAAUUGAUGCAUGCAAGAGGUUGAAGAGCGUUCAAGAAUCUUUGCUGAAAAAUCCCAAGCUUUUAAGGUCCCGUCAGCAGUUGGAAGAGCAAGCUGAAAUCAGGAGAUUGGUUAUAACUCCGACUAAGGCUUAUUGCCUCCCGCCAGAAGUUGAAGUCUCCAACAGGGUUUUGAGAAAAUAUAAACAUGUUUCUGAUCGGUUUCUGAGGGUUACCUUCACAGAUGAAGGCAUGCAGACACUUAAUGCAAAUGUUAUGACAUAUUACGUGGCUUCUAUUGUAAGCGACAUCACAUCCAAUUCUUUUCCUCAGAAAACGAGAGUCUUUAAAAGGGUGAGGAGUAUUCUGACUGAUGGAUUUCACUUAUGUGGUCGAAAAUACUCUUUUUUAGCAUUCUCAUCCAAUCAAUUAAGGGAUCGUUCUGCUUGGUUUUUUGCUGAAGAAAAGAAGUUGAGCGUGGCGGACAUAAAAAAUUGGAUGGGGCGUUUCACUAACAGGAAUAUUGCAAAAUGUGCUGCCAGGAUGGGUCAAUGCUUUUCCUCUACUUAUGCAACAGUAGAAGUCCCAUUAACUGAGGUCACAGAGCUACCAGAUAUUGAGAGGAAUGACUAUGUUUUCUCUGAUGGCAUUGGUAGGAUCACUCCAGAUCUAGCGAAGGAAGUUGCAGACAAACUGAAAUUGGGCACGGAUCCACCCAGUGCUUAUCAGAUUCGAUAUGCUGGUUGCAAAGGGGUUGUGGCAUGUUGGCCAGCACAAGAUGUUGGAAUACGAUUGUCUUUAAGGCCUAGUAUGAACAAAUUCCACUCAAAACAUACCAUACUGGAAAUCUGUUCAUGGACUAAGUUUCGGCCUGGUUUCUUAAACAGGCAGAUAGUGACCUUGCUUUCAACCUUAGAUGUUCCGGAUGAAAUAUUUUGGAACAUGCAGGACCAAAUGAUUUCUAAACUAAACAGAAUACUUGAUGACACUGAUGUGGCAUUUGAUGUUCUCACUGCUUCCUGCGCUGAGCAAGGGAAUACUGCUGCAUUAAUGUUGAGUGCAGGGUUUAAGCCUCGUACAGAACCACAUUUACAGAAAAUGUUAAUUUCAAUAAGAGCUGCGCAGCUUUGGCAACUUAGGGAAAAGGCUCGGAUCUUUGUGCCCCAUGGGAGGUGGUUGAUGGGUUGCCUGGAUGAACUGGGAGUGCUUGAACAGGGCCAGUGCUUCAUCCAAGUCUCCACCCCAUCACUUGAGAACUGUUUCUUGAAGCAUGGUUCGAAGUUUAGUGAAACCAAGACAAAUCUGCAAGUGGUUGAAGGUUUUGUGGUGAUAGCUAAGAAUCCUUGUCUGCACCCUGGAGAUAUAAGGAUUUUGCAAGCUGUUGAUGCCCCCAGACUACACCAUUUACAUGAUUGUCUUAUUUUUCCGCAGAAAGGCGAAAGACCUCACACAAAUGAGGCUUCUGGAAGUGACCUUGAUGGGGAUCUCUAUUUUGUCACAUGGGACGAAAAGCUUGUUCCUCCCAGUAAGAGGAGCUGGACGCCAAUGCAAUAUGAUUCAGCAGAGGCUAAUCUUCUGGGACGCCCAGUCCGUCAGCAGGACAUAAUAGAAUUUUUUUCAAGAAAUAUGAUGGAUGAGAAUCUGGGGACUAUUUGCAAUGCGCAUGUGGUUCAUGCUGACCUCAGUGAGAAUGGCGCUUUAGAUGAAAAGUGCAUAAAACUGGCGGAGUUGGCAGCCAUAGCUGUCGAUUUUCCUAAGACUGGAAAGAUUGUUAAAUUGCCUUCCCAUCUGAAACCAAAACUGUAUCCUGAUUUUAUGGGAAAGGAGGAAUUUCAAUCAUACAAGUCGACCAAAAUUUUGGGAAGACUCUAUCGCAAUAUCAUAGAUGCUUAUGAUGAAGAUGCAACAUCCUCAAAGCUUAAUUCUAUUGCUGGAGAUAUCCCUUAUGAUUCAGAUCUGGAAGUUUCAGAAGCUGCUGAUUUCAUUUCUGAUGCAUGGGAGAAGAAGUGUUCUUAUGAUGUUCAGCUCAAUGGUCUCCUGGGACAGUACAAGGUGAAGAGUGAAGAAGAGGUCGUGACUGGAUUCAUUUGGUCCAUGCCAAAUUAUAACAGCAGGAAGCGAGGGGAUAUUACAGAGAAGCUCAAACAUUCUUACAAUGCCCUGAAGAAGGAAUUUAGGCAAGAAUUUGAGAAAAUGAACUUGGGUUUUGAGCUACUCAGUGAUGAAGAAAAGAACACACUAUACGAACAAAAGGCAUCAGCAUGGUACCAGGUGACUUACCACCCUGAAUGGGUGAAGAAGUCAAUGGAGAUGCAUGACCCAGAUGAUGGUGAGACUGCACCGAUGUUAAGCUUUGCCUGGAUAGCAGCAGACUACCUUGCUCGCCUCAAGAUAAAGCGUAGAGACAUGGUAAGUGUUGACACGACCAAGCCAAUUAACUCCCUUGUAAAGUAUCUCGCUGAUAAAAUAUGAUCAGAAUUUGAAGCUGCUAAAGUGCAGCUUUUGUGCUUCUGCUGCUGCAAACUUUGGUUGCGAGGCCACUCUGCCAUCUUGAGUAAUAAAAGUGUCAAGUAUUUUGGUAUUGCUUCUGCGGAUUUUGAACUUCUGGUUUUUUUUCCAAUAAGAUAUUUCAAGCUAUGUUUGUGUAUUGUAUUCUUCUUCAAGCCCUGUGUUUAUUAAGUUCUUGAACCCCCAACAUUCUACUUCAUAUAAUGGAUUGUGUUGACCUCAAAA
This is a messenger RNA of Tripterygium wilfordii, 4194 nucleotides long. RefSeq names its product RNA-dependent RNA polymerase 6-like. Bases 346 to 3933 code for a protein of 1195 amino acids. Lineage: Eukaryota; Viridiplantae; Streptophyta; Magnoliopsida; Celastrales; Celastraceae. Gene Ontology annotation, biological process: siRNA processing. The transcript has 3 exons. The record is from RefSeq and is a predicted model, not a curated record. Gene Ontology annotation, cellular component: nuclear RNA-directed RNA polymerase complex. Gene Ontology annotation, molecular function: RNA-directed RNA polymerase activity; RNA binding.